UACCAGGGGCUGAUGGGGGCGCUGUUCAGAACCGACAGUUAUGCACAACUACCAAAGUUUUGCCUUUCUCGGGAACGCACCGUCAUGGCGGCCCAUAACGUCGACGUUUCGUCCAAAACAUCGGGUUACGACAUCAAACCUAGACAUGUUUCAGAUUUCGCGCAGACUGAGGAUGAGCCCGUCAAAGCCCCCUCCGGAGUCAGAAGACCGCCACACCCCAUGAAGACAGCUGGUCUCUUCUCAAAAUUAGUAUUCUUCUGGAUGUUUAAUUUCUUCCGUCGAGGCUACAAGAGACCUCUUGUUGAAACAGACUUGUAUGACGUUCUGCCUGACGACUCCGCUGUUAUUGUGGUCGGUAAACUCGAGAGGGAGUGGAAUAAAGAAAUUAAGAAAAGUGAAGCCACGGGAAAGCCUUCGUCUCUUCGAUGGGCGUUGCUAAGAGCUUUUGGCUGGCAUUACAUGAUACAUGGCUUGCCUGCAUUCAUUGAGGUCGUCUUGAAGAUGGCCCAGCCAGUGAUGCUGAGUCGUCUUGUUCUGUACUUCUCCACGGACCUCGUGUCGACCACGGAAGCCUACUUGCAAGCAUUGGGCAUGUCCUUGUCUUCCCUGCUCAUACUUAUAGCCAGCCAUUUUUGCUACUUCGGCUAUUGGAUCACAGGAAUGAGGCUAAGGACGGCCUGCUCGGGUCUCAUCUUCAGAAAGGCCUUAAGACUCAGCAACCUAGCUUUAGGAGAAACGACAAUCGGUCAACUGGUCAACAUCUUAUCCAAUGACGUCAACAGAUUCGAUUUGGCUUUCCGGCUCCUCCACUACCUCUGGAUAGCUCCUCUACAGCUGACUAUCGUGGUCGCCCUAGCCUGGAGAGAGAUCGGAGUGUCUUGCCUUGCCGGGACUUCCAUUUUGAUCUUCAUGGCACCCCUCCAAAUUUACAUUGGGAAACUAGCUUCCAAAUUUAGAUCCAAAACGGCCUUGUUGUCGGAUGCAAGGAUCCGCAUCAUGAAUGAAGUGAUAUCUGGCAUACGCGUCAUCAAGAUAUACGCGUGGGAACAUUCGUUUGGAAAACUGGUCGCCGAAAGCCGAGCAAAGGAGGUACGAAAGAUUUUACACAGUGCCUAUUUGCACGCAAUAAUUGGAGCCCUCCGGUUCGAUGGCGCUCUGUUGACGACAUUCAUCACAUUCAUCGUCUACGCCUCUCUGGGAAAUCCUGUCACGCCCUCUAAGGUCUUCCCCGUGCUCGCACUGUUCUACAGCGCCAGGAUUUGCCUGUCCAACCAUUUCCCAUUCGCGAUCAUGCACGGGUCGGAGGGACUCGUCUCCAUUCGAAGGAUUCAGAUGUUUUUGCUGAUGGAUGAGCUGCAGAGACACGUAAACGAGCCUAAUACGGACGUCAUGGAUGAUAUUUUCCUGGAAGAGCAAACGGCCCUAUUGGACGAGAUCAAAGCAGAUGAUACCUUAAAGAAUGAUAAGUUGGACAUUUCAGAGCAUCCAGAGAGCGCACAAACAAACAGAACGAAUAGUGUGAUUGAGUCUGCGGACAAUGGUGAGUUGCUUGACUACCUUAGAACUGCCGUAAGCGAGGAAGAGGAACCAGUCGAGACUAAUCCUCAUGCGAACAAGCUCAAUACUGAGACAGACGUACGGGCCCGGAUUGUCGUGGAGAAUAUGUACGGAUCUUGGAACAAGGACACCAGGAACACAGUGCUACAAGACGUCAGUUUCCGAAUUCAACCAGGGGAGUUGCUUGCAGUCAUUGGGCCUGUUGGGUGUGGCAAGUCUUCGCUUCUGGCUGCCUUACUGGGAGAGAUACCUACUGUAUCAGGAGUUAACACCCUGAAUGGUCGGGUUGGCUACACGGCUCAACAGCCCUGGAUCCUUUCUGGCUCGCUAAGAGACAACAUCCUCUUCGGCAGCAAAUACAAGCAGGCCAAGUACCAGCGAAUCAUUAAACAUUGUGCACUAACCAGAGAUAUCGAACUGCUUCCUGAAGGUGACCUGACGCUGGUUGGUGAGCGUGGUGUGACCCUUAGUGGAGGUCAGAGGGCAAGGGUUAGCCUCGCCAGGGCCUUGUACAGUGAUGUCGAUGUGUAUCUACUAGAUGAUCCUCUGAGUGCAGUGGAUCCGGCAGUUGGUAGACACCUCUUUGAAAAGUGCAUUCUCCAUGAAAUGAGGGACAAAGCUGUGAUCAUUGUCACCCAUCAGCUUCAAUUCAUUGACAAGGCUGACAAGAUUCUCAUCCUUCAGGAGGGCAAGGUGGCUGGAUACGGAACCUACAAAGAGCUGCAGGAAGACGGCAUGGACUUUGCAUCCCUUUUGAAGAAGAAAUCUGAAGAUGGUGAUUACGAUGGAGAGGAUAAGCAGGAUGUAAAUCCGGAACGACUUGACGACAAGGUGUCCAUCUGUUCAGAUGACUCGGAUGGGGUUGAGACACCUGUUGGUAUCGUCCCGGAGGAGAUGGCGGCCGGCACUGUGGAGUGGAUGGUGUACAUCCGGUUCCUCGUAGCGGCUGCAGGGGUCCCCUUUGCGCUCGUCUGGGUCAUUGUCGUAGUCGGUGCACAGUAUUAUCAGGACGGUACGGAGUACGGCAACCGGUCAUACUACAUCAGGAUAUACGCCAUCUUGUGUGGAGCUACCACCGCCGCCUCGUUUCUUCGGGCCUUUCUGUUCUAUCAUGUCUUUGUUACGGCAUCAAAGGCUCUUCACAACCAGAUGUUUGACGCUAUCAUCAGAGCGCCCAUGCAGUUUUUUGAUACAAAUCCCGUGGGUCGGAUUCUGAAUCGCUUUGCUAAGGAUAUCGGCUACAUGGAUGACGUUUUGCCAUCCACAUUCACCGAAUUCCUUGAGCUUUCUUUAGGUGCGAUUGCAACUGUCAUCGUGAUCUCCAUCUUCAAUCCUUUUUGCCUCGCUUUCACAUUGCCGAUCGGAGUCGUCUUUCACUUCACAAGGAAGUACUACCUAGCCUCCUCUCGAGACGUUAAAAGAUUAGAAGGAAAAGCUCGCAGUCCGGUAUUCUCCCACCUGUCAGCCACCCUGACUGGUCUGAGUACCGUCCGCGCCUUCAAGGCUCAGCAGCGAUUCACUGCGGACUUUGACGGGUACCUGGACGGCCACACUAGGGCAUGGUUCCUAUUCCUGUCCGCGACUCGAUGGUUCGGUAUUCAGCUGGAUUUCUUGUGUGUAUUAGUUAUCACCGGAGUCAGUUUGACCUGCAUCCUUGCCGCAGAUCUUCUUGAUCUCAACUCUGGCAUUGUCGGUCUCUCCUUGAUCUAUGCCAUGAGUCUCAUGGGGGAGUUCCAGUGGGCGGUGCGACAGAGUGCAGAGUUAGAAAACCAGAUGACUUCAGUGGAGCGUGUUUGCCAGUAUAUCGAUAUCAAACCGGAGGCACAGUUGCAAACCGAUCACAUGCCACCUCCAGACUGGCCACAAGAUGGCGGCAUUACGCUCCAAGACGUCUCUCUGAGAUACAGUGAUGAUGGGCCAUUGGUACUACGCGAAAUUAACUGCGCCAUCAGGCCAACAGAAAAGGUGGGCAUCGUAGGCCGGACAGGAGCCGGCAAGAGUUCCCUGAUGACAGUGUUGAUGAGAUUGGCUGAGCCCACAGGUACCAUAAUGAUAGACGGUAUCAACACAGCCCUGAUAGGACUGCAUGACCUCCGCAAGAAAGUCUCAUUCAUCCCACAGGACCCAGUUCUAUUCAGUGGAACACUUCGCAAGAACCUGGAUCCUUUCAGUGGGCACUUUGAUUCUGAUAUAUGGAGGGCUGUUGAAGAGGUUGAGUUGAAACCAGCGAUUGAGGAGCUACCGGACAAGUUGGAGGCAGUCUUGACCGAGGGAGGCACUAAUUUCAGUGUGGGUCAGAGGCAGCUACUCUGUCUGGCUAGGGCUAUCCUACGCAAGAACAAGAUCCUCAUAGUGGACGAAGCCACAGCCAAUGUGGACAUCAGAACUGACCGUUUGAUUCAAGCAACCAUCAGACGGCGGUUCAAACACUGCACAGUUCUGACAAUAGCUCAUCGUCUCAACACAAUCAUGGAUUCGGACAAAGUUAUGGUGCUUGACGCAGGGCAGCUCAUCGAGUUUGACGAGCCUUACGUUCUGCUCCAGAAGGAAGACGGUAUCUUCAGCAAGAUGGUGCAAGAGACCGGCAAGGCAGAGGCAGCCAAACUCCUGCAGAUCGCCAGAAAGACAUCAACGACCCUGAAGACUUAGACAAACCCAUGUAUCCCUUGACAAAUUUGACAUCAACAAACAAUUAAUGUUAGAUUCACAGUGAAACUGAAAAAAAAACACGAGAUGUGAACGAAUUUGAUCGGCGAGAAG
Messenger RNA from Patiria miniata (bat star), 4317 nucleotides. RefSeq names its product multidrug resistance-associated protein 4-like. The record is from RefSeq and is a predicted model, not a curated record. Gene Ontology annotation, molecular function: ATP hydrolysis activity; ABC-type transporter activity; ATP binding. Gene Ontology annotation, biological process: transmembrane transport. The transcript has 27 exons. Bases 13 to 4206 code for a protein of 1397 amino acids. Gene Ontology annotation, cellular component: plasma membrane. Lineage: Eukaryota; Metazoa; Echinodermata; Asteroidea; Valvatida; Asterinidae.